Molecule: messenger RNA, 24220 nt
Organism: Xyrichtys novacula (pearly razorfish)
Lineage: Eukaryota; Metazoa; Chordata; Actinopteri; Labriformes; Labridae
Source: the annotation of a GenBank genome assembly
UUGGUGCCUGUUUGCAGCUCAGUGUUUGUAAAUCCAAUCUCAGUGACAUCAGCAGGGUGAACGCUGGCCCACACUCCUAUUUGCCUCCUCCAGGAUAAAACUAUGAGGAGCAGACUGAGGAGACACUCAGGUUGUCCUCCAGCAGGAGCUCCACACAGCUGAUCAUCAUCAUCAUCAUCAUCGUUGAUCUCCUGCUCUGAAAGCCACGCAGGAUCCGGACUCAGGGAGGUGCAGGGGGAGAGCGUGAGGAGCGCGUCUUCCUCGCGUCAUGUUGGGACAUGGAAAGAAAGCAGCCCCGGUGGUGAAGAAUGGAGCCGGGACGUCCGAGUCAAAGGCCAUCGAUCCCCUGAGGAAUCUAGGUGAGAGUUUGUGACAAAGCUGGUGUAAACAUGAUGUGUCCAAAGACCACAAGCUCUUUUUCUUCUCAGAGAUAAUAACAAAGAUACCCUGAUGUCUGAUGGACCGUUAUGUCCCCGCCCCCUCUGUGCGCUAUUACUAGGAAAUAUUAAAAUUCACAUGGAGCGAGAAUAAGAUGAUAAAUGUUUGACUAACACAUUAAAAUCCUAAAGUCAUUAAACCAUUUUCAAUGACUAAUCAAGGGCAGACAGUCAAAGGUUGUUUGGGCCACUAUUUUUUUAUUCUAUUGACUCAAUGAUACAAUUUCUGAUUAGUUUUCUGUUGUCUAUAAACAAUUAAUCGAUUAUUCGUAGUCUUACGAAUAAUCGAUUUCGUAUUCGUAAUCUUACUAUUGUGUCAUUUUUAUUGGGUGCCUUUUCCUCUAGUAUUUGGAAGCGUUAUUACAAUAAUUGAUUUUCAUCAUAAAGAGUGGUUGUGUGGGCUGGAAAAUUUGCAUUGAUGUCUCUGAACAGCUGGCCAUGACUCAACUGCAGGAGCAAAAACAGAGACUACCAUAAUAUUCAAGACCCUCUCCCUGUAUUAGUGCAAAGUACCAUAAAAUCGCAAAUUAUUGGCCUGUUAUUGGUCAUUCUGCAACAAUUUGUUUAAGAAAAUAGGCUUUAACAAAAUUUACAUAUCGUGCUUACUUUAAGCACUCCAUCCCCAAGGGUUUAGAAAGUUCUUGGCAUUUACAGUAGCCUAUUUAUUUAAAGCCACUGUAAGAUUUUUUUUUCCACCUUACUGUGAUGGACUAAUAUUGACAUUGAUGUCUUUUCAUGAUAUUCAAAAUCAGACCAGACCAUCAGCAACAAGAUUGACAAAUUUAAUAUCAUAGUUUUGUGUUAGGGGAAAGAGUCAACCAAGCAGCUGCAAAACAGAACUGUUUUUUACAGUUUCCGCUUUAAUUACUCACAAUAGUUGAUACAUUUUGCAUUCACAAGUCAACAGGAUUAGAUUUUUGUUUAAAGUCUUUCUGAGCAGGUCAAGAUAAGCAAAGACUGCAUUGUUCACAGGGGUGCAAAAGCUGAUUAAGAUGAAAAAUUCCUCACAGGAGCUUUAAUACAUUUCGAAUCUCGCACUUUUACUUAAGUUGGCUAACAAACUAGUAAUUUUGCCUAUACCUUGGUAAAAUUUCACUGAAGUAACUGUACUUUUACUUGAGUUAACACUCUUUCAGGGGCAGCACGUGAUAAAACUGUAUCAGGGAGCUUUAUCAAUGACUCCCAAUCAGUGGUUUGGGGUUCGUUUGACACCUAAUAAGAAUUUCAUCUUCACUAAUAUCUUAGCUUUCUUUAAACAGCACAGAAGUAACUAUGUCCAGUAAGCCACGUCACAUGCUCGGCCAAGUGUUAACAGCUGUGAAUCUUUAAUAUGGUUAUCAUAUGAUUCAUUAUUCAAAACAAUAAAGACAUCAGCAGCACCACUGAGCUUGUAAAUGUCAGAGCACAGCCUGUGAAUACUCAGACUCAGAGUUUAUUCAGAUGGAGAGGCACAGUGUUUGAAUGUGGACUUUUCAUGAUCGUCUGCAAGAGUUGCUAUGCUGUAGGAAUCUGAAUGUUCCAGUGAGAGCCCUUCACACUGUUUCAGAAACAGCUUUUCUUGUACUUAGGUGCUUAUUUUUGAUUACUGGCCUAUUUAUAACAAAGUCCUGGAGACUACGGGUCUGAAUGAAUUACUCAAAGUGAGUGUGCAUGGAGAAAACCAGGCAAGGUUAUGAUACAAAUAAGCUUUUUUUUUUAGUAAAAUCCAAGGUAAACAUUCUGAUUAGAAAUUCAAAAAGUCAUCUAUUAACCACUUUUUUUUCCUGCACAUUAAAAUCAAAUUGCCUAUAACAUGUUUUAAAUACAUUUCAAUAAAUGUAGAAAUCAUUAUGGUGAUUGCUGUGAUGGUGAUAUGAUGAUGAUUACUAAAAAGAUGCCAUUAAUCAGGCACCCUUUAAUUGGUCUACCUUUAUUGUUAUCAUACAAAAUCAAAGAAAAGUUUUGUCUCUUCAAUUGGUCUUUACUCUACUGGAACAAAGUGAAAAAAAGUUACAAUAAAAAACAAUUUACUUUCUUUUUUGCAUUUCGACACAGUGGCAAAAGUCUUUUUUGUUCACUAGGAACAGUUAACAACAUUGUUAUUUGGAGAGUGUCAGAAUAAUAACACUGCAUCUGACUUGCAGCCAGCUGAGAAGAACGACAGAGAGUGUGGUCUUCUUUUUCUUCAAUAUCUUUUACUUGCAAGGAGUCAGCAGCUUACAACAAAGGCGGCUUCCUCUGACUGAGGAAUUCAGAUUUUUACACAUCCUUUAUGCAGUCAUGAAACCGACACCCCCACCCCCACUAACAUCAUCUCACAAGUGGCAUGACAUUACAACAGUAUCCAAAUAGGGUACAGGUUGCAGCUGUGGUCUGUACUGGAGAACAAUGACAGCUUAGUUCAUCAUCAGGUUCCUGCUUAUCAGUAAUAAAAAAGUGUCAGUCCCAACUCCAAGGCCAUACUUCUCCUUUCCCAUGCUCAUUAAAAAGAAACAGAUAUAACUCUGCAAACAUUCACACCAAGUGAUUUUCAGUAAAUGAUGACUAACAUACGUAUUUAAUGAUAAAAUACACAUGUGAUAGCAUACACAUACAAGAUUUCUUUCAGAGAAACUUUUCAGGGUCAUGGCUGAUUAGCCACCAGGAAAAACAAAGGUGAAAGAAGGGAAAGAGUAGAGGGGGGCUGCUGGUCAUAGUGGUCAGUGCAUGUGAACCAUAUAAUCAUUAUGUGAAGACUUCACAUAACUGAAAACUGUUCAAUGUCAAGUUGACACAGGAGUCGGCUGAUAAAAUAUUUUUGCCAUUGAAACUACAGAAGCUGUUGAAUCUGAGGGACUACUUUUUUUAAAUGAAAUUGUCUCACCCAGGACUCAAUUUUGCACACAGUACACUGCACAUACAGUAUUCCUAACCUGUUACAAUCAGGUAUUUCUCUGCAACUUGUACGAAAUCAACAAAUGAAAAAUUAGGCAGCAUAUAAAAUCCACAAAUAUCAAUCGUUUGACAAAACUACUCAAAAAUAUUCAUCUGAAUAGUGAAAAUUCUUGGUUUUUAACCUUAAUAGUGCAGUCGGACUCACUUUAGUAAAUGUGCAUGUGUUGCUUAUCAUGGCCUUUGAUGCAGUUGACUUUUCACUUCCUUAAUUUCUUGAUGACUUUGCAGGUUUUGUAAAACAUGCUAUAUGUCUGCAACAUUUAGCUCUUUAUACAAGACUACUUUACUUUAACUUGCAUACAUCUUCCUCCCUAAGACUGAUUUACUCUCUUCAUUUUUAAACCACAUGUAGUUGGACUUUUCCAGUAGUUUUCCACUGUUCAACAACUCGCCAGUGUGUUUCCAGUCAACUUCUAAGCCAGUGACAUCCACAGGAAAUAUCACAAAUACCAUAAUUUCACUUUUCCUGUGUGUAUUUGUGCAGCACAUUUUUUUUAGUGUUUGGUCUUUUCAUAAACACCCUUGACACAGAAAAUGACGUCAAGUCUUUGUGAGAUUUACUGUCUGUACGAUCAGUCAGACCACAUGGUUUCAUCACAAACUCAUUCAGAAGUCAAAUGCUCCCAUUUACAUAACCUCACAGCCACUGUAAUAGUCCCACUGAUGCAACAUCGCUCUCCUUAUUUACAGUCAGCCUGUGCUGUACACAAGGAAAUGUGUGUGUGUGUGUGUGUGUGUGUGUGUGUGUGUGUGUGUGUGUGUGUGUGUGUGUGUGUGUGUGUGUGUGUGUGUGUGUGUGCUUUCCAAAUAUCAAGGCGUCUUUGUGAGCACAGUGACCCAGCCCUUUCUGAAUCACAGAGCGGCAUCAGUGGAAAAGUCUGCAUGCUGCUUACUCAGCUCUGCAUCAACUGUGACAGAAAGUUACAUAUUUUUAUGCCCAGGCAUGAAACAGGAACACAUGAGGUGGGAGACCCCAAGACUGCAGCCAUAGCCAACUCCAAAAUCUCAGAAUUAACAAAAAAAAAAAAAAUCUGAAUCAAAUUCCAAGCCCUAAUGAUCUUCUUUAAACCAAACCUCUCCUCAAAUUCACAUAACCAUUUGUACUGCUACUUGAAAGUAAGGUUAUAUCCGUAGCUGUAAACCUAGCCCCUCCUCACUGUAAACCUGAGAUAACUGACAUUCCUCACACUCUGUCAACACUUCAUCUGCUGGCUCUACUUUGAUAAGGCUAUUUGUUUUGAAGUGAAGCUACAAUACACACAGAAAAGUACCCCACCACCCCAGGUCUGCAGUCAAAGCUUGUGAUCUGAAAACCUGAAGUAGAGAGCUCCAAAAAUGAUACCUAUAACUCCUGACACCACUCAUUUUUAGGGUAUGAAAUGCAAAGAAGGACUGUAAAAGAUCUCAGAUUUGUCCUAUUUGUCUGCAGAUGUGUUUUUACUCUAACAAAGCAUCUUUAGUGACUGUUUUGUGUAUUUUCAAGUAAAUUCAGAUUUUUGUUUUCUUUGCAUUUGCACUUGACCGAGACGUGUCUGCCUUCAAAUGUUCACCACAUGCUCAACACUGUGUUGCAGAAGUUUAUCUGUUCGUAAUCUCACCUCCAUUCACCAGACAAAUACUCUAAAAUUGCUUCUUUUCUUCUUGAGGACAGACCUGACAAAGCUUGACUUUUUACUUUUCACAAAACCGCAUCAUCAUGUUGACAUUUUUGUAAACCUGUGGGUCGUUCAUUACUAGAGAAACAAAUGGAUCCUUCUUUUUUUGUCUAAUUCAUACCCAAUAAGCAGGAGUGAAGCCUCUGUGUAAGACUGAAACUCACCAGAAACAGAUGAACAAGCAAUUCUCUGGGGAAAACACUGAGCCAAGAAAUGAUGGUGUCUGUUUUGCUAGCUAUACUGAAAUAAAUUGGCGGAUGUUCCUUGGGGUCUGUAUUUUAGUCAGGUAAUAGCAGAUAGGUUCUAAGAUGGGUAAGAGAUCAUCUAUGCCAACUCUUUAGCCUGUUAAACAAGUACAAUGUGCAAAAUCUAAGUUAGUUUAAUUAAGAUGUUGGUUUUUCAGCACUAGUUCAUUGAUAACAUUUCGCAAAGUUGGGACAGACUUAUUGGACAGAAAUAAAAAAUGGACCAAAAUAAAUUAAAUCCAUUUUUCUUGCUUGGUUUUUGUCCAAGAGCAGAAACAAAAGGCAAAGCAGGUUAAGUAAUAUGUCAAAUCUCAGCAAAAAAGGAAGUAAAAGUGCUUCACACAAGAAAAGAAAACAAAAGAGGACAUCGAAAGUUUAACACAGCAAUGUUGAGGUUAAAGUGUAGAAGUUAAAGUUCAGUGUUGUGUCAUUGAUGGCCACAUUUCACCGCAGAAAACUCUCUUGACAGACUGAUAGUGUCCACAACUUGCUCUGGAGUGACUUUUGGUUCAAACAGCACUUUUACUUAGAUUUUAAGUGUUUUUCACUUGGAUGCUUUCCAAUGCUGUGAAUAUUAAAACUUCCUUACAAAGCACACGUACCACUUACACUCAUUUUCUUCUGUUGAAAAAGAUGACUAACAAAAGGAAGCGUUGACUGAAACUGUGAGAAAUGAUGUCAGGGAGAACAGACGGUAACAGAAGUAGGUCAUCCUGAUCAAAAAAACAGACUGAGACUGUGAUAGAUUUUUAUAAACUUAGAGACAGAAACAAAGGAUCAUGAGACUUUUUUGAUACUCAGAAAUAACAGCUCUUUACACUCUAAAAACCCCUGGGUUAAAAACAACACAAGUUGGGUAGCGCCCAAGCAACACCAGGGUUGAAAAGGGACUGACUACUUAUUGGGUUAUUCAAAUUAACCCAAAUUUGGGGUUGACUCAAUAACCCUUUUAAGGGUCAACUUAACCUAAUCUUAGAGUUAAUUGGACUCAUGAUCUUGGGUUAAAUUGAUAUAUGCCUUUGGGGAGCUUGGCUUUCAAUCAGUAAUGCACUCAUGUUUGUGAGGUGGGCAAUAGCGCUAAGGAUCUAAGGAUCUUGCCUAAGGACUCACACUGAUAGAUGUAGUUUAAAAAAACUCUUAUGUAGUAAAAAAAACUCAAAUUGGGUCACAAUAGAAUCCAUAUGACCCAAGAAAUGGGUAUGGAUCUGAAAAAUAACCCAGAAAUUUAACACAACACGUAUAACCCAGGAAUUGGGUUGAAGAAACAACCCAAGAGUUUUUAGAGUGCACUGUAAAAGAUCUCCUGGCUAAAAUACAGGUACAGUCAUUGUUCAUUUCUGUAAUGGUGUCACAGGAUGUGAAAACAGGCCAACAGCACACUCAGUUAAAUGACACCACUUCUCUCUUUAACUCUUUUUACAAACACACUCUGGAAAAACUUUAAGAAUUUUUAAAGGCACAUUCCCCCAAACACCCCAAAGAUUUCAAUCUUACACAGUGAAGUUUUUUAGUUGUGUCAAAUUUGCAAAUUUGUGCUUUCACACACGCACCACACCUUGAAAAAUUCUGUAGUUUGGUGCACAUUUGGAUAGAGACUCUCUCUCUUUUCUUUUUGUGCCUGUACCUUAACAUCUCUAACCACACCCUGCUGCUUAUUCCAAAGCCUCCAUAAGAGGAGCUGUGGUCCGACAUAUGUAAACAUACACCCACUCCUAAUUAUAAGUGUGGCCUGCUGUUCCCUCUCUCUUUUUAUCCUCCCUUUUCUCUCCUCCCUCACUGCCUCCUUUCAGUUUUACAGAGUUCACAUCAGUUGUUGGCAUCUUUUGCAGACGUUAUAUCGGUCUUUCCUCAGCCAUGGUUUUGUCUAUCCAUCUUCUAGGUGUGCAGGAUAAUGAAGAUGUGAAGCUGAUGCUGCAGGGCUCCAGCAUGAUAAAGGUAUACUCUCACCGAGCUGCUCAAAUGUUUUGGUUGUUUUUAGAGGAGGGUUUGGAUUAAAACAGAUGUAUUUAUCAUGUUUGAAGGUGCGUUCACCUCGCUGGCAGAAGAGACGGACUCUGAAGCUGCUGGAAGACGGUGUCACUGUGUGGUGUCAGUCUCACAAAACCUCCAGCCGAGCCAAGGAGCAACAAUCCUGUGAGUGUUUUUCAUUGUUUUUUGUUCGUGUCAGUAUCAGUUCAUCUUAUUUGAUGAGACAGUAGUUGGAGAGACAUGCUCUACAAGCAUGAACAUGGAUGAUUCAAGGCAAAGGAUGUCUAUGACAGAGCAAGUAGACAUCUUUGGAGUGACUGUGGAUUGGUAAAAAAGGGAAUGAGUGGAAUGGUUUUUACUGAUCAUGUGAACUUUUUAGUUGUCACUUGAAGAUAAUAUUUAGUAUUUGCAAAAGUUUGUAAACAAUAUGGAUAUUUCAGUGACAUUUGGCUGGAGUUAUUAGGUGGAUUUUUUAAAUCCUAUUGUUUUACUGCAGCUUUACUUCCAACUGGAAACCCGCUCUCUGUGUUUCACUUUAGCCCGGUUGGUGGCAGUAGAGCGCCUCCUAUCUGCUACAACUCUUAAAGAUACCAGUUUACAUGAGAACACAUGAACACACCCUGGAACUUAUUUCUAAAAGUUUGUGUUUAGCCGCCCAAAGCGUGCAAAGAGACAGUCAAAGUGCGACAUUAUUUUUAUUUUCUACUAAAAACAGGCCCCGCUUCUGCAGGUGCAGUGGCUGCGUACAGCCUGAGCUCUCUGGUGUGCCCUCUAGAGGUAGAACCAAGUAACAUAUGUGCAUAGCCAAGUAUGUGAACAGUUAUAUUCAUGUCACAGCUGGCUGAAGACUUGGGUGCUAGAACGCAUCUACAAAAAUCUGAAUCCUUGAUCCUAAAAGGCAACUAGAUUUGAUUUAAGUCCUUGAAAGAUUGGAUAGCUGUGACCUAACUUUGAAUCAUUAAUCCUCCUUUUUCAGCCAGAGCGAGGGUCACCUCCUUACUGUCUUUAUGGAGAGGUUUUGGUUCAGUUAAGUUCCCUCUCAUCCUCUGAAUGUAGACGAAAACGUGUCGCCACUGUUCCUUUGAACAAACUUUGCAGCCUGACAGCACACACUUCCAGCUGUUUGUUUUUUAUUUUCCUGUUGUACUGAUCAGUCACUUCUGUAAUGGCUAAAUUAAUGUACAUGAGUUUUAACACACUGACACACUGACCCAAAAUCUGUAGCACUAGAUUGAGACUUUUCCAGGUCAGGUUUUGGUGACUUGAAGUGAAGCGGCUUUUUCAGACAUGUUUGACCCUGAAAACUAUAAAAUAAAUGUUGUACAGUGUUUGUUUGCACCCUGUGUGGUGCCCACCCCAGGGUUACAAUCCAUCCUGAGCAAAUUAGAAAGAAGCAGGUUUUUUUUCGCUAACAAGAGAGCGCAGAGCUCUGACUGGGCGUGUAAGAUGAAACAUGGGUCUAUUUCUGCUAACCUAAGUGCCACUUACUGUCCUGUACAGAGAUAUCCUCGCUCACACAGCCACUCUCCCUGUCCUCCGCUAUCAGGCACUCGGCUCCCUGAUUAUAGAGCUCUACUAUUUUAGGCCCAACAUGGCUGCCGGUCCUGCUGUGGUUCAAACACAGAGAUUAUAGGACAUUAUAAGGCGGUGGGACUCAGCCCUGAGUUUGUGGUUUAGUGCUGUAUAGUUACCAUAAGACUCAACCCCUGAGUCAGCCUUUUAAGCACUGUACAAGGCCUUUAAUUGCUACAAGACAAGAACAGCUUAUGAUGUGGUUCAGUGUGUGUUUGGUGUGCAGGUGUGUGUGAGUGUCUGUCUCCAGUGGCUGUGUGUGUGUGUCUAUGUGUGUGCACUUUUUGAUCUUCUCAACUCUCAAGCUGACUCACAAGUUGAAUUACAGCAUAAUGUCUCGAAAGCUGAAUCAUCUUUUUUAAACUCCUCUCUGUGAUUCCAUCUUCCUGAAAACUCCUGUUUUCCCUUGUUUUGCCUUUCCUCAGUUUGAGUCUGUUGUUUUAUUUUCAUGGUUUCCAAAAUAAUUAUCAUUAAUAUAUCAUUAUUAUAUAUAUGAUAUAUAUGAUGUAAGAGCCAUUCACCAUGUAAGAGCUGUUCAUUUUAUUUACCUGGUGUAGUACUCAAUUGAGUCAGUGGGUGUCGCUGUCCUGUGGCACGACCACAGGUAUUUAGGGAACAUUGAUUGAUUUCACCUGUGGUUGGUUUGUUGAUACCGGAAGGGCCAAACGGUUUUUGACCGACGCGGUGGCGGCUGUGAGUUAUGCUGUAUGAAUUGAAGAAAGAGUAUGUAUUCGCUGUAUGCAAAAUAAAUAUGGAUUAUCGUGCAUCCCAGUUGAAACUACCUUUUUUGAACAAAGCUUACGGUAAGCCAUCGGCGUGUCAGCCAGGUGUCCCGGGAGUCAAUCAAACCACCUCAGUUUGGUAUUAGGUCAAGCUGCAACAUAUGAUAUAUAAUAUAAUAUCUCAUUAUAAAAAAUCAUUAUUGUGAUAUUUUAUGGCCACAGAAAUCAUACGGUGAAAUUCUGAUAGCAUGACUAGACAUAGCCUGAUUAACUGGCUGAAACAAUUGCUGGUAUUUUGACGUAGUUGGCACAUAUGGGUCAAUAAUACUCAUACCAGUCAACCACUUACCAUUACAGCUCUAGUGAAGGCUGGAUCAAAAUGUCACCAGGCUGCAAAUCUGGCAGAGGACUGGUAAAAAUGGGAGGAUGAAAUUUAGAGAUCUGAUCGGGCAGUGGAGAGCAGGGGCCUGUUCUACGAAGCAGGUUCAACUUAGCGAGGUAGGCUUGGAGCUACCUCGCUCAACUUAGCGCGGUAGCCAGCGGUCUCGCUACACGGUUUUACGACGCUAGUUAUCAACCUCAUAAGUGGAUCCAGCUCUGCUAUGAGCGCGUGCACACAUAUAAGGCGGAGCCCGCCGCAUCUGACCAAUCGCGAACAUGGAUCAGUCUGGAGCGUCAGAGCAGGCUGGAGAGUGAAGGACCGCGGACUUUACAAACGAGGAACAGGAGACGAUCAUGAGAAAGUAUGAAGAAUUGAAAGCUAUCAUAAACCUCAAAAGCAACACCGUCGCCGCUGCAAAAGCACGGAGGGAAUGCUGGCAGAAAAGUAAUCUUUGAUGUCAUUAUCACCCUGAAAUAGCACUGUUCAACAUGCGCUUUUAACUAAGGUGACAGUCCCCGAAUUGGAUGAUCUGUCCCCGGCUAAAGCUGUCCCCGAAAAUGUCCCUGAUUUAAGCGUUUCAUGAAUGAGAACAAAAAUGUUGCAUGUGGGCGAGAACAACGGUUGUUACAGUGGGUAGGAAGCACAAGUAAGCAGUCCUGAACAACAGUAUUUACGGGGUUAUUACAAGGGGCAUGCGCUGCUACUAAAUAGUACCGAGAUGUUGUCUGUGAUCGCGCAGCCCAUGCCCAUUCAUUCCCAAGAUGAAUCAUUCAUUUGUUCAUUCCUAUCGUGUUUACAUGUUUUGUGUAAUAUGUCGGCCAUAUAAGCCUUUCAUAAAGGUGGUCAUCCGGACAAAACUCUCCCUGAAAACUCUCGCGAGGCGGAGUGCUCCUCCUCGGACAAUGCGAGCACCGAGGUCUACAGGAUCCUCCAAGAACGGACAAGCCGUUUUUCGAGAGAGCUCAUUGGUCAGUGGGCGGGGUUUUUAUACUCGGUGAGUUCAAUCUGGAAUUUAACCUGCCCCGGAGCAGUUUAGCCGUUCAGCGUAUGUUGCUAUGGAGACUCGCCUCGCUAAGAGGUGAACCCGCGUCGUAGAACAGGAAACCCCGAAUUUAUCCUCAAAGUUACCUCGCUAAGCAGUAAUCCAGCUUCGUAGAACAGGCCCCAGGGGUCUCAUCUAUAAAUGUAAAAAAUACGACAGUUUCUAUGCAAAGUUUGUGAUCUAUAAAAAUCUUACUUGAAACUCCAACCCCACAAAAUUUUUGGAGGAAAGGGAAAUUAGAGAUGCAUUUGGCGUUUUUAAACUCUUAAUUCCAUUAAAUAUAAUAUUAACAGACCCAUAUCAUCAUAAUCAGUAUUUUACUUGUACAUGUGACUAUAUUGAGCCUCUUCCAAGCUAAAACUAAUUUAAAAAGCUCAUUUUAAAGCCUGCUAAAUAUCUAAUCAUCUCCUUCUCACCUUCACAUAUUUCAGUUACAUCAAAUUCAAACCACCACUUGAAUGUUUGUUUGAAGAAAGACACAAUCACAAUGAUCACCUCUGGCAUACUUUCACAUUUAGAAUGAACAAGUUUCAAAACUAUGAGACAACAGGGUUUUUAGACAGUUUUAACUUAACUUCAAUGUUAAAAUCCCAGUCAAUGCUCACUGGGAGAAAUUAAGAAAGAAAUUGAGUCAGAGCCAAAUUAAGGAGCUCAAAUAUUAAGAUGAAACAGAAAAAAAACAAGCACAAAUAAUUAAAAUUAAAUGUGUUUAAAAAAAAGUACAGAAAUGAAUGGUAGCAACAAUUUAACAGUUAAAACGUACAUUAUCAAGCAAGGUUCUGAUUUUGCAAGUGCUGCUUAUGUCUCUUUUAAAAUAAAAUAUAAGUGUUGCAUGCAGAAAUCUGUAGUGCCCUGUUGGUGGCCAUUGAUGACAUUGCCACAGUGGUUUUCAAAUGUUUCUGUAAAGCUUGUGUGAGAUCUUUUAAUGCAGUCUAAACCCUGUGAGCAUUUUCUUCACCAGCGUCUGAUUUACUUUGAGCAGAAUCUCCUCUUUGCUCUGUUUCUCUGACAGGCUAUGUGUCUUUUUUUAGUAAAACCAGAAGCAAACAAAGAUCUGCAAACACCAGCCCAGGUCUGGCGUUUGCAGUGAAGUUUCAUUUGGGAUUCUUAUUUAACAACACACAUGGAUGCAUUAUUGUUGGAAAGGUGUGCAGCAUAAACAAACAGCUUGGAAAUAGCACACAAACAGGCCAACACUCACAGUGAGGUUAUUUGAGUUGUCUAAAUGGAGUGGAUCCACUCUCUUGAAACUGUUUAAAUUUGGUGGGGAUGCUAGUCAGCUGUGUAGAGCUGUCAUCACUAUAUUUAUUUUCAAGUCACACUCUGUCCUUCAAACAUAUACUGUAUAAACUGGUUUAAUUCAUUUCCAGGAAGAAAACCAAACAUGAUCUCAAUAUUUUUAUCUAUUUUAGACCAAACUGUGUCCCCUGUGACGAAGAAGUUCUGUUGACUCUCUAAAAACAAACUGAAAACAAACUGACCAAUUGCCAAGGGCUUUUUCUGCUGGUUAUAAAACUGAGUGAAAUGAAUAUUAAUUCCUAUUUUUCCCUUAAAAAAAAAGCUUAAAUCAGAGCUUAUCUGGGCACUUCACUGAUUAUCUGACUCAACAUAACACGCAAUCUACCGUGUCUGCAGAGCAUCAUCAUGUUUUUCUCUGCUCACACAUUGGAGAGACGUUCCUCCCACUACAAACUAUUUCACACACGCAUGUUACCUACAAAGCUGAAUUCCUUAAAGGGAAGGCUCACUCUGUAACAGUUAUUUGUUUUUCUUAUUAUAUAACAGGAUGAAUAAUGUGGGAAAGACUUGGCUUUCACUCACACAGAUGUCUCUCUCUUUCCUCAGUCUCUGUCACAGACGUCGAGUGUGUCCGUGAGGGAUGUCAGUCGGAGACGCUGCGGCCGAUGCUCGGCUCAGUACCAGAGGGCCGGUGCCUGACGGUGGUCUUCAAAGGGGCCCGUAAGAGCCUGGAUCUCCUCUGUCAGAGCCCGGAGGAGGCUCAGCACUGGGCUCGCGGCAUCCGAACGCUGCAGGAGAGGGUGGAGAACAUGACGCAGAAAGAGAAACUGGACCAAUAUCCUAAAAGUCGAAGUAUACAAACGUUUGUAUAUGUUAGGAAAAAAAGGUGGAUUCUGGUUGAAGGCUCUGUAAGACCUGUGCAAGGACACUUGGGAUCACAAACCAGAGUGAUAAUGGAGUAAAAGGUAUUAGUUGAUACUUAAACUGGAGAAAAGGUUCCAAAACACCCAAGGUCCGGUUUGCAAAAGGACUGUGCUUUCUAAAAGACAUUGUCUAAUAGGGGUCAAUAGAUUAUAGAUUAUUAUGGGCCAAUACUGAUACCAAUCAUGUGACCUAUAACUGAUAUUUGGAACCAACAUCCAUUGAUAGUAAAAAUUCCUAUAUCAAAUAAAACUAAAACAUUGAAUAUCAUACACAGGAAUUAUCGGUUUACCAGUUACACUUGCAGCUCAGUAGCAUCACAUGAUGGUGUGACAUCCAGCCAAUCAGAUAAUAUUGUGAGCGGGACUCAAGGGGAGACAAAGUGGUGAUAGAAAGCAGAUCCAAAGAAAGGACACAGACAAAGAAGUGAAUGCACCUCAAACUUUGCCACAUGCAUUUAUUGAAAAGUGCUGUAAACUGCAGUUCCCCUGAGUGUCCACUUGAGGCUGACUGCAGAGGCACCAGAAACCACACACACACUGAACCAAAAUAUCCAACUUACGCUGACACUAACAGCCAAGCACAUUUAUAGUGACGUUCUUAUUGCAGUGGUAUUUAUAGGCAUUAUUGAGCUUUAAUUUACAUGCAGUCAUGACGGUCUUAACUACUAGGGCAACUUUUAGUCCAUAAAUACAGCUUUGACAUAGCUUUGGUGGAAAUCAACCCUGACAUCAUGUUCAGCCAACAAGGAUUAAUUUUCUUCCUCAGGAACCUCAGGUUUCCUGACCAUCAAGCAGGAUGCACAUGCCACCAUUAAGGAGCUGAAUAGGGAGAAUUCUUAGGGUUUGUGGAAAGAGUCCACAGGAGGAUGAGAUUGACAAGUUAUUUACAGGGAUAUUUUAUUUUAGGUUCUGAGUUCUGAGUUUAAUGUUUUAGUUUUCAGCAGUCUCUACAUGAAAUAACAUUUGCUUCACAACCUUGUACCAAAAUCCCCUCUGUUACUUUUGAAACCUUGUCUUCUUCACAUUGCAUUGUGCUUCCUUGACAAUCAUUUUGUCACCUGGAUUCAUGCUUACCUGAGUCGAGCUGAUCAAAAUCACGAUGACAAGAUGAGCUAUGAAGAAGUCCAGACAAUGCUACAGAUGAUCAACAUCGACGUGAGUGACCAGUACGCACGCAGCCUCUUCCAGGUCUGUAAAAAAACAAUAGCUCCAUGUCUGGGUUUUAAAGCUCAAUGAAUCUGAUUGUAAGUUUGUUUUGCUUUGAUGAAUGUUGUCGUAAUAUCAGUUUCUUUGUUAUUAUGACAGAAAUGUGACAAGUCAGCUGAUGGCCGUCUGGAUCACAGUGAGAUUGAAGUUUUCUGCAGGGAGUUGUUACGGAGACCAGAGCUGGAUGCUGUAUUUAUUCGUUACUCUGCUAAUGGCUGUGUGCUGUCCACUGUGGACCUGAGGGAUUUCUUUAAAGACCAGGGGGAGGAUGCUUCACUCACCCACGCCCAGAGUGUCAUACUCACCUAUGAACUCAACGCAUGGGGUACAGUAAUUAGUUAUAAUAUAUCACGAUGUUCAUACAUAAAGGACUGCAUCAUCAGCAAACAUCAGGCAAUAAGCGUCUUUACAGCUGUUAGGCAACUCAUUAAUGUAAAGAGAAAAGAGCAGUGGCCCCAGAAUCGAGCCUUGUGGCACACCCAUUACAGUUUUGAAAGGAUAGUUAUCUAGUAUGUUUGGAAAUUAGUUUAAAAAAAAUACUAUUUGACUUAAAACAACAAAACAAUACCUGCCCAGCUCAAAACUAUCAUCAAAGUAACCUGUCUUUGUGCAUUUUGCCCAGUACAGCUCAGAAGAACCAGCUCAUGACCCCCAACGGUUUCACCAUGUACAUGCUGUCGAAGGAGAACUGUGUGUUUAACCCGGAUCACACUCGGGUUUAUCAGGACAUGAGACGUCCACUUUCUCACUACUUUAUCAACUCCUCACACAACACCUACCUCACCAAGGACCAGCUGACCGGGGACAGCAGCACAGAGCCGUACAUCAGGUGAGACCGAUAAGUACCGCUCACAGGUGGAAUUUGUUAACUCAGGGCUUUUUUUCUAGUGAUUCACCAGCAUCUACCCUCUCGCUACGGUUUCAGGCUCUAAAUAUUACAUUUUUAAAAUCAUCACUGUAGUCACUGAUGGUCUUGUAUUCCCUUUUUAAUUUCAUAAAAAUGCCUCAAUAUGAAUUUUAGUCUAUUUAAUAAACACCAAAAGAUCCUCAUUGGAGCUUUAAAAGGAUUGCAUGGUUUUUGCUGCACCACUAAUACAAUCUCUAAUGUGGGCUUACGUUUCCAUACAUGUGGAGAUGAUCUGAACCUGAAAAUUUCAGGACCUUUACCUUGCAUUUCUCAGGUUGCUUCCUGAUAAAUGUCCCUUAUAGUGUGAAGUUCUCCCUGCUGAGUGGGAGGGUGGCAUCUCAGCAGGCCAGACAUGAUACAAAACGAACACUGUGGAAGUCACAAUAGGAUGUUUACAAGUUAUCCAAUACAGCAGGGAAAGGGAGUGGGAAUGUUCUGAAAAAUUCCAGAAAUUCCACCAGGGACAGGCAGGGAAAUGUCCAGGUGAAGUUUGAAUUGCUUACCCUGAAAAUUUCAGGAAAUUUUCAGGAGUUUCAAGCAGAUGUGACUGCAACAUUUCUGUGGACCACCACCUAGCUUGUUUCUAAGUGUGGUCUCAAACUACACCUGUACCAGUAGGCCUAAAGAGCACUCUGCGCUUGUUUUGAUCUCAAAAUGAAAGGUUUAUUCGUCGCUGUAGCACAGAUUCCUGAUGAUGAUUUUUCUCUCAGAGCUCUGAAUCAUGGCUGCCGCUGUGUGGAGUUGGACUGUUGGGAUGGAGAUAAAGGAGAGCCGGUCAUCUACCACGGACACACUCUCACUUCCAAAGUGCCCUUUGUUGAAGUCAUUGAGACUAUCAAUGAGUAUGCUUUUAAAGUGAGUAUAAUACCCCCAAUCAUAAUCUCUUUAUGGUUUUUCUCUAUGAUUCCUUAAGUAGGAAAAACAACCACAAAAUAAAAACAGUUGUGUUUGCUGUUUCUCUCUCAGGUCUCCCCGUACCCUGUGAUCCUGUCUCUGGAGAACCACUGCUCUGUGGAACAGCAGACAGUGAUGGCCAGACACCUACGAUCCAUCCUGGGAGACAAGCUGCUCACUAAGCCCCUCAGUGGUCUGGACCCUCACAAGCUGCCUUCACCUGAGGUGAGGAGACUUAGCUCCAUAACAGGAUGAGAUUAAAUCCCAUUGAAAUCCACCAUACCUAAGACCAGUGAACCAUAGCCUGGACUUACUAUACAACAGAUCAUUUAGACAACAGUACUUUAACUGGACGUAAUCAUAUGAUUUGUCUGUGUUUUGAAAAUAGCAGAUGUUUCUCUUUGAAGGAUUUGAAUCUGACACACAUUUCAAUGUUUCCUUUAUUAUAAUAUGUGUUUGUAAAACAGAGAACAGACUGUUUCUGCUGGAUAAGAAACCCUGAACCAUCUGCUCUUCCUACUCUGCCCUACUUUUUUACAUUCACACUUAUCACAUCAUGUGCAUGAACUCAUGAUGUGUGCUCCAGUAACCACAGUACAUCCAGGAAACUGGUUCCCAAGAACCCUCUGAAAACAUCUGACUCAUUAUGAAAUGGAAAAUAAUAGAGAGGAAAACCCUGAACUGUUGAGCAGCUAAAGUCCUACAUUAGGCAGGAAUGGGACAUUUCCCUUUCCAAACUGUUAAAAACGGUCAGCUAGAAGCAGCUGGAAAGAAGGCACGUCCAUGGCAGUAAAACGUCCACAGUGAUCCAGAGGAACCUAUGACAUGAUGGAGUUUAGGGACCAUAUGAAAAUACUGUAGCCUAAAUUAGUGACUCUAAUGGGACAUGAUGAUUUAUAGUUUACUUCAUGGUGGUCUUUUCUCAGCUGGAGGCAUAUCAAACUGGACAACCAAUAUCCUGAUAGACACCCAUGUAAAGUUUCUGUGCAUGAAAUUUUUUUAAUCAGAUUUUGUAGCUAAAAAUCCCAUCUAUGUGUGUGCAGGAUCUGAAGGGAAAAAUCCUGGUAAAAGGGAAAAGGGAACGUACGGUGGAUGAGGUGGCAUACAGCUCCUCAGAUCUGAGCUCCUCAGACGAGGAGGCGAGCCGCUCUGAAGGAAAACCCAGGGCGAAGAAAGAGGAGAAGAAGGUGCGUACAACUUUACCAACUCACCCUCAUUCCAUCAGUGUUCGAUCUGGUUAUUAGUGUAAAAGUUUUCUUUGGUUUUAGUCUCAGCCAGCUGUGUCCAAGCUGAGUCCUGAGCUGUCUGAGCUGGUGGUCUACACCCGCAGCGUCCCAUUUAAAGGUUUCGAACAGGCGGCUAAAAACCCGGCGACUGACAUGUCCUCUUUCUCUGAGAGUGAAGCGCUCAGGCUUGUCAAGGACUCAGGUAAGACGUGGGGAUAUAUUCACCCUCUGAAAAUAAAGAGAAAUAAUCUGCACGCUGCUUCACAGUUGUAAAAAAGUGAUAGAUCACCUAAUGAUGCCGAUAUUUCCAAACUGAAUUCUCCUGUGUGGACCUAACUGGACUUUUCUUGUUGUGCUCUCCAGGGACGCAUUUUGUGCGUCACAACAGCCACCAGCUGAGCAGGAUCUACCCCUCAGGCCAGCGCCUCCAGUCUUCAAACUACAACCCUCAGGACAUGUGGAACGGAGGCUGUCAGAUAGGUUAGCACUUAUCCUUCCUUUAUUUUAUGUGUUUUUUACCUCCCUCUCUUUGGUCAAAUUAUGUGCCGAUAUCACUGUCAAAGGAUCACUGUGGUAGAAAGCAUUGUUGACUUUGUGUCGCCGUCUCUCCAGUUGCUUUGAAUUUCCAAACACCUGGUGAGCAGAUGGAUUUGAACCACGGCCGGUUCCUGCAGAACGGUCAGUGCGGAUACACCCUGAAGCCUCCCUUCAUGUGCCAGCCUGACUCCACCUUCAACCCAGAGAACGUGGGUGGAGGUCCUGGCCACAAACCCGCCUUGCUCACUGUGAAGGUAAUAGGGUACUAAACCUAAAUACUAAAUAAUGAAAAUGUGGCUUUGAAAAGAUUAUUCCUGUCUGUAAAUGUGAAAAAGGGAAACCAUAGGGACUUCAUGACACUUAUAGCUGCUUACGUUUUCGUUAAAGGGAUAGUUCGGUUGUUUUAAAUCAGGCUUGUCUGAGUUUCUUCAUAUAAGCUGCUGAAGUCAGCUGUACCACACUAUUUCAGUCACCUGUUUAGUCUGUAUGAAGGGAGGGCUGAAAUGAUACAGGGAAUGUUUGACAAGAAAACCAGAAAAUUCGGCUUCUUUUUCAGGACAUGCUAAAGUUUCCUGAUGCACUACUUAGAUCUUUGCAUUGGAUCUAUGCAGGAUUAACUAAUAAAAACUCGCAUUAAACACUACUUGUGCACCAAAUCAUUACCAUGAGAAUAUACUCAAGUUACUAGAUAAGAUAAACUACUUUUUUCUCCAAUGACUUCAGAAAUGGAGCUUUGUUAUUCCUGUUGUUUCAGGUGAUUUCAGCUCAGCAGUUGCCCAAACCGGAGUGGGACAAGCCCAGCUCCAUAGUGGAUCCUCAGGUGUGGGUGGAGAUACAUGGUGCUCCUAUAGACAAUGAUAAGAAGAAAACCCAUCAUGUCGACAACAACGGUAAGGACAUACACUCCUGCCCAUUAGAGACUGCUUGGGUGGAAAAAGGCGUGAAAACAGAUACAGAUUCACAAAUUAAAAUCAAAACAAGUGAUGUGAACAUGUUUUUGUCUCAUUUCAGGUUUUAACCCUCGGUGGGACUGCACCUUUAACUUUACCGUCCAUGUUCCAGACCUGGCUCUGGUUCGCUUCAUGGUGGAGGACCAUGACUAUACCUCAAGCAAUGACUUCCUGGGGCAGUUCACCCUGCCGUUCACCAACCUGCGUGCAGGUGUGUGAACUGAGGUUACGAUAGUUUUGAUUUUUGUUCUGCGAGUCAGAACAAGUCUUUAUGCUGGUCCUUAGGCUUUAGUUUGGAUUAGUUUUUGUGUGAGACUGAUUGUUUUUUCAUGGCCACUGCUACAGCGCAUGAGGAGGACAAAUUACAAACAUAAACACAUGGCAUUGUGUGCUGCCAUCUACUGGAGAAAAACAGGUAUAAGAAAAAAAAAACCUGGAAGACAGAUUUUUAUCUCCACUUACAGUACUCAGCAAAAAGGGGGACCUGAGUUUGAACCUUGAACUGAAGUGAAUCUAAGUCAGUGACCUGAGACUUGACUUAAACUCGAGCUUUGAGGCCAAUGAAGAGCCUUUUAUUUUCAACUUCCAUCUCAUCGCUGACUUUUUUUCUCAUUUUUAGAUCUUAUCAUUGCAUGAUUUCAAUUUUUCAUUUCAUAAAAAUAUCCUUUUGCUCUUGAUUUUAACCGUGAAGUGUAUUGUGACUUUUAAGCUCACAAUGUUAACUUUUUGUAUGAUUUUAACCUUUCAUCUAAUUACUUAGAUACUUUUUAUCAUCCUUGUGAAUUUUUACAUCAUUAUUCAGACUUAUCCGACAACUUUGUGAAGAGAAGGCUUCAAAUUAUUAUAAUUUUGACUUUUUAUCUCAUUAUUGUAGCUUUUUAUUUGAUAAAUUUGUAUUUUUUUCCCAGUAUUUCUAAAUUUCAUUUUAUACUUAAACAUAAUUUCUUAUAAUUGUGGCUUUUCACCUCACAUUCAUAACUUUUUAUUUUUAUUUUUCAUUUCAUUUUCAUGUAAAGUUUUUUUUUCUUCUCAAAUUUACUCAGCUUUCAAUCCACCUUACAUCUGUAUAAGGGUGGCAUAUUGGGGAAAAGACCAUGACAUUGGCGAUUUCGCUGCUUGUAAAAAUGAUCAAAGAGUACCCUGACCUCCAUUUCUAUAUCUCUGCAGGUUAUCGUCAUGUCCGGCUUCGUAAGGUGGACGGCUCCAGCCUUUCGCCAGCCUCACUCUUCGUCCACAUUAAAGUUUCACCAUGUCAGAGCAGUCCAGUGAAACCAUCAGCUAAAUCACCGGCCAAGUUUACAACCAAGAAACCCUGAUCUCACCUCUGACCCAUGAUAACCUGAAAGAUUAAAGGCAGCAUGAGAAGAUUUUUGAAGAGAUCUACUGAAGUCCAGCGGACAAAGAUCAGGGCUCUCACUAAGUAUAAAACUUCAUGAUCUCUUUACGGUUUUUAAAUUGAUGCAGCUAAAUCCUUCACUGGUCAGUUCUGUCGAGCAAGAUUAAGAUAAAGUAUCAGUAUUAUAAAUUUAUUGAGAGCAUGGGAAACAGUUUGGAUUGUUUACUGAUGAUAGCAGUAUCAUAUUUUUUGUAAAGUGUUUUUAAAAGUAUGCAAAAAAAUGAAAAACUUGAAAAUCAUAUUGUGUAAAAAUAACUGAUAGACAUUGAUGGAUUAAAAAGUCUAAGAAGGCCUUAAAUGUAAACAAGAGAAAAGCCCUGGUGAAGAACAAAAUAUGCAAUAAGUGUAAGUCAAAAUAUACAAAACCCAGAGUGGAGAGGACCAUGUUAGUGCAGAUCCAGUCAUCCCCUCUCAACUCUUAUAUUAUGGCAUACUUUUACGUCUCUUGAAGCAAAGGAAAGGAAAAUCUUUUUUUAGGGUUCAUGCAGCUGGAAUAAGUCAGUGAAGCCCUGUAUUAUUUACUAUUUACAGUGAAGCUGAGACUCAGCAGGGAAAGAUAAACAGUUGUUUCCAUGGGGCUGUAAUAAACCAAGAAAUUAUGUUUAUUUGUAGGCAUAAUAGUGGGAAGAUUGAGCUCCAGUGUGAUAAAACCCAGAGUUCAGCAUCGUUCCCAUAGGCAUUUAUCAUGAAGUCUAAACAAAGUUGCUGUUUGGAUUGUAAACAAUGAUGAGCUGAUAGAAAAUGAGGUCUUAGUCAAGACCAUAUACUGUCUGAAACUCAGGCAUGCUCCCAGAGAUAACAACUUCUGGUUCCUGGAUCUAAAUAUAUAUGUUUUGAAGCCCAACAAUGGUGGUUGGCUUAUUUAGAAAUGCUGAUGCCAACCUAUUAUGCAAAUUUAUGUAUAAGUCACACCCUUUAAAAUUUCUUAACAGAUGUGUUAAGAAAUUCAUCUAAGCAAAUGAAUGAGCUGCAUACCCCCAAAAAGUUAAACCAGGCUGUAAACAUGUUUAAUUUUAAUGCAAAAGAUGGAAAUAUUAAUACAGAUGUUAACAGGAUUUCUUGACUUUUGAACAGCCUCCAGUGGACACUUUAGGAACUGCAGUCUUUUGCACAGCAACGUUGAUUUCAAUAUUUAACACUGGAGGCUGCAGCUUGGUUUAGACUCAUGGCUGACUAAUGUUCAUUUCAGUCUAAGUUGUUCCUGUGCUCCUAAUCUUAAUCCCUCACAAAACAGACAGAAAUGAAAAAAUGGCUUCCAGUCAUUGUGACCGGUGGAUACUUCACGCCAAAGCUCCGUCUAAAACAGUUUGAUACUCCGAUCUGGACUCAGCUAACCAUCCUUCGAAAGUCUACUUAUAUGAGUAAUAUUUAGUGGCAUGACCAAAGUUUGGUGCUAGAAUUUAACUUUGCAUUUUGAAACUUUUUUACCUUUGUCUAUCAAAUGUUAGUGUUUAUUUUACCCUGAAUAGCCUGGAAAUGCCUGCUGGUAUGUUAGCAAAGACUAUGAUAGAACAAUUCUGUAGUAUCUAGAUACUUUAUUUUAUGUAUCUUGGUGAAUUUUUAUGCAUGUAAAUAAUGAAAACACUCACAAAAAAUCUGUUAGGACCAGCAGAAGUUUGUUGGCCUUGAAGAUGCUGGAAAAAUAGUCAGAGUGUCAUAUUAAAUGCUCCGAGUACUCAGAGUUGGUCAUUUAAUGAAUGGCCUAUCAUCAGUAGUAGUACUUUUAAAUUUCUGAAAAAGCCAGUGAUUUUAACUUUCUAAGGAUAUGUGUUUUUAAGAUCCAGCAUGAAUCCACUAGCUUGAAAAAACAAACAAACAUUUGAAUAUACUGUUUAUUUUAAAACUGUAAUCAGAGAGUGUCAGCUCAAAUACAGCUACUGAUGAACAUCUGACACUAGCUUCUAAUGAGGAAUCUCACUAAAAACUAUGAAGAAAAGCCAUAGAAAAACAAUUUCUAGAAGUUUCUAUUUAUCUCUGCGAAGUAAAAGAAAUUAUUGCCCUUCCCAGUGUUUUGAACAGUGUCUCCUCAAAGGAAAAUGUACACGUUUAGACAAUAUUACUUUAGUUUAACUAUUUUGACUCCAAUUUUACCAGCUGUUAUGAAGACAGAGAUCAUUUCCACAGACAGAAAAGCACUUUUAAUGAUCUUAUUUUAGGCAUUUGACCCCUCAAAGCGCUUUAGAUGCCGUUCGCUCUUUUCUCCCUCAUACACUCAAAGUGAUGGAAAAGCCAUGGUGGCGAUUUGGGGUUCAGUAUCAUGAGGUGUGGACCCCACUAGCCUGGUGACAACCCAUCCUACCUUCUCCCUGUGGCUUAUUAAAGGAUACAUAAAUGUUGACGUAGGCUUUUUUUCUGUUGUAAAGAUAGUUUGAGCAGUUAUGCAGACGGAAAAGAUGAUGUGCACUAGAUAAAUCUGCUGCCUUAUUGUUAGCGGGACUCUCUAAAAGCAUGGUAUUUUGACUGGAUGGGGGUUGUUUAGCAGAUGUAGCAGUGACUUGAUGAGCUCCGUCCCUUUAGUCAAGCUGUUUCUCUUCCAUUCAGGACCCAGUUGUUCAGUCUGGUUUUCCAAAGAAGGAUUAGAUCAGAUCCACCUCAUCCAGUUUCCUACUUUAAAAUCCUACCUUUUCUGUGUAACCGGUGAUAACACUUUAUCCACAAGGCAUGCAACCACCCAUACAAAAUGCUCUUAGAUUAAAAGUUUUGUUUGAUACACUUGGUUUUUGGUGAAAACAUUUUAGGAACAUUUGUUCAGCAAUUCAAGAGUAGAAGUACCCCGUAAAAAAUGCCAAAAUACCAACAUAGUUGGUAAAUUUUUUUAUUGCAUUUUGUAAAUGAGUCCAAAACCCGUAAUCUGUCCUUUCCAAGAUUUGAUUAAAUCUAAAGUCUUCAAUUGCUCUUAUCACCAGGUCCGGAUAACCCAAACUUUUUUACAUACUUUCUCCACAGGGAGGCGCUAAAACCCAUGCAAACUUACACAUCUUCACAGUUGCUUUACAUUUUGUAUCUUUAGUUUGUUGGUAAUUCUUUGAUGGAAAGAAGUGUGUAGUUGUUUAGCAACUUAAAAAAAUACUUUUAAAAGUGUAAAAGUACUCAUAUGAUUUUUAAACUUGUAUUGGUCCCCCUACUCAAAAUUAUUUGCCUUAUUCCUAAAAUUCAGCUGUGAAUUAGCUGUCUGUGAGGAUCAGGAUAAUACGGAUAUUUUGGUGGAUGUUGAAGUUUUCCCAAACCUACAUUUCAAAAACAGACACUAAAUCAGGAGAUGUGAGGCAAUACCGCGACUGAAGUCCAUGUUUUUAGAGAGUCCCUGUCAGUCGCGUUUUAGAUAAGAAGCUUUAUAACUUUGUCUAGUUUUUCACAUUUUUGAGCUUCAUCUUUGUUUUACUUUGUGUUUUGGUGACUGUGACAUGAGUGUUUUGUUACUAUCAGUGUUUGAACAGAUCAUUGGACAUGUUUCUAUGUUAGAUAUAUCAUUUUUUAAAAUCAUGUCAAAGUUUUAUACAGAGUUGUUUUAGGUUAAAGAAGGGAAUAGGAUUUUGUAAAAGCUGGUCUUGGAUCAUUGUUUUUUUUACACAUGACAGACAGAACUAUGACUAUUUAAUGAUAAUCUCACAGUGAAUUUGAAUACUUGAAAAGUUUUUGACCUGGAAAGGUUAUGGCAAGAUUAAGAAGAAACUUACUAUGAUAUCAAAAACUACUGGUCUCUAAAAAUGUACUAAAUGCAUGAAACAAUCAAACAGAAAGGCAUCAGAAUCCGUCAGUGUUUGAAUUACAAUUACCUAUGUUUAAAGGACCAAAGUUGUGUUUUUUAUGUAGCUUUGAUAACAGAAACUUACUGUGCAACUCCAAGAAAUGACCUUGUUAUUUAUUAUACCUGAAGUAUUCAGCUGUUUGCUUUUGUGCUGCUGUAGCUCUAAUGUCAUGAAGCUGAUGUUAUUUAUUCAAACAGGUAAUAUAUGCACUAAGAUAGAUAGAAUAGAGAUGCAAUAAAAUAUUCUUUUAAAAUGUG